Molecule: messenger RNA, 2096 nt
Organism: Drosophila ananassae
Lineage: Eukaryota; Metazoa; Arthropoda; Insecta; Diptera; Drosophilidae
Gene: y
Product: protein yellow
Exons: 2
Coding region: 189-1829 (546 amino acids)
Cellular component (GO): extracellular region
Source: RefSeq, a predicted model, not a curated record
GCCAACAGUCGUUAGCGCGCCACGGUCCAUACUAGAGGAUUAAAACCAAAAUACCACCAUUGUCUCAAUUUAAAUACAAAAUUUUCAAAAACAAUUUCGAAAUCUUAAGGAACUCAAGGAGUUCUUAACGCUUGUUUUUUUUUUUGAUUUAAUUGGCCAAGUGCUUAGUUUUUUGUGUGUUUUGUGCCAUGAGCCAGGACAACGUUGGCAUCCUGCAGCUGCUGCUGCUGGGCCUCCUGGUGGCGCCCGGUUGGGCGGCCUACAAGCUCCAGGAGCGCUACAGCUGGAACCAGCUCGACUUCGCCUUCCCGAAUGCCCGUCUCAAGGAGCAGGCGAUGGCCAGCGGAGACUACAUCCCCCAGAACGCCCUGCCCGUCGGCGUCGAGCACUAUGGAAAUCGGCUUUUCGUCACAGUUCCCCGAUGGCGUGAUGGCAUUCCGGCCACUCUGACCUACAUCAACAUGGACCACAGCCUGACGGGGAGCCCGGAGCUGAUCCCGUAUCCGGACUGGCGGGCCAAUACCGCCGGAGACUGUGCCAACAGCAUCACCACCGCCUACCGCAUCAAGGUGGACGAGUGCGGGCGCCUGUGGGUCCUGGACACCGGCACCGUGGGCAUCGGCAACACCACCACGAAUCCCUGCCCCUACGCGAUCAACAUCUUCGACCUGGCCACCGACACCCGGAUCCGGCGCUACGAGCUGCCCGGAGUGGACACCAAUCCGAACACCUUCAUAGCCAACAUCGCCGUGGACGUUGGCAAGAACUGCGAUGAUGCCUAUGCCUACUUUGCGGACGAACUGGGCUAUGGUCUGAUCUCGUACUCCUGGGAGCUGAACAAGUCCUGGCGCUUCUCGGCCCACUCCUACUUCUUCCCGGAUCCGUUGAGGGGCGACUUCAACGUGGCCGGCAUCAACUUCCAGUGGGGCGAGGAGGGCAUCUUCGGCAUGUCCCUGUCCCCGAUCCGCUCCGACGGCUAUCGCACCUUGUACUUCAGCCCCCUGGCCAGUCACCGGCAGUUCGCCGUCUCCACGAGGAUCCUGCGGGACGAGACCAGGACGGAGGACAGCUACCACGACUUCAUCGCCCUGGACGAACGUGGCCCCAACGCCCACACCACGGCCCGUGUCAUGAGCGACGACGGCAUCGAGCUCUUCAACCUGAUUGACCAGAAUGCCGUGGGCUGCUGGCACUCCUCCAUGCCCUACUCCCCCCAGUUCCACGGCAUCGUGGAUCGGGAUGACGUGGGUCUAGUGUUCCCAGCCGACGUCAAAAUCGACGAAAUGAAGAACGUGUGGGUACUUUCCGACAGGAUGCCCGUCUUCUUGCUCUCCGACCUGGACUACGCCGAUACCAAUUUCCGUAUCUACACCGCCCCCCUGGCCUCGCUGAUCGAGAACACGGUCUGCGAUCUGAGGAACAAUGCCUACGGACCUCCCAACUCCGUUUCCAUACCCAAGCAGGCCGUGCUGCCGGUGGGGCCGCCACUGUACACCAAACAGUACCGUCCGGUGCUGCCGCAGAAACCGCAGACCAGCUGGACCUCCUCGCCCCCAGCACCACCGCUGCCACCCAGCCGCACCUACUUGCCGGCCAGCUCCGGCCCUGUGGUGUCCAGUGUAAGUGUUUCCACCAAUACGGUGGGUCCUGCCGGCGUGGAGGUGCCCAAGGCGUAUAUAUUCAACCAGCACAACGGCCUCAACUAUGAGACCAGUGGCCCCCACCUCUUCCCCACCCACCAGCCCUCGCCCCCCGGCGGACAGGACGGCCUCAAGACGUACGUGAGUGCCCGCCAAUCCGGCUGGUGGCACCACCAGCACCAGGGCUAAGAAGGACAUCUCACAACCCGGAGGAGAGCAGCUUGGGAACGGGGUUUCAAUCGCUUGCUGUUAGGAUAUUCGAAAGCAAAACUCACACACACCAAACCACAAAAGGAGCAAGCAAGGACAUCCAGAGAAUUGCAUUAGGUUUUCUAAUUUAAGCCAUCAAAUAAAACUAUCUAUUUUUUUUAAUAAACCCUAAUACAUACAUUUGUUUUAAAGAAGGAACUCGAAAGCGAUUAAGAAUCAUUGCUAAAUAAAUGCUCGAAAGAUAAA